Molecule: messenger RNA, 2541 nt
Organism: Caenorhabditis remanei
Lineage: Eukaryota; Metazoa; Nematoda; Chromadorea; Rhabditida; Rhabditidae
Exons: 13
Coding region: 1-2541 (846 amino acids)
Biological process (GO): peptidyl-serine phosphorylation; signal transduction
Cellular component (GO): nucleus; cytoplasm
Molecular function (GO): ATP binding; protein serine/threonine kinase activity
Source: RefSeq, a predicted model, not a curated record
AUGAGCAACAAUUACAAUUACGGACCUCGCAUGAAAUUCGAAUCUCAUCAAAUGCUUUCAAGUUUCACUCCUCUUCGUACCACUCUUUCUGAAUACGUGGAUGCUGGAGAUAUGAAAGAAGAGAAAAUAAGUCAUUCUGAAUCGUUUGUCACCACUAACAGUAUGUCGAGUAACCUGAAUCAUUAUUGGAAAAAGGUAAAUUCUUUGAAUAAAACGGACUCUUCCAUGAGUAGUAAUUCGACUGUCACUUCGAUUCCAUCUGCUCCAAAAACGUUUGAAUCUUCUUCAAAUACACUCGAUGGAUCUACAAUUACUCCAUCAACUCAUUCUUUGAAAUCAGCGAAAUUGAACAAUUUGAGCGAUUGGCAGUAUGAUUCCAAUAGAAGCGAUUCGUCAAUCAUUGGAAAUCGUAUGAUUUCAUUGGAGAAUUUGGCAGAUUCCCUGAUUGAACCAACGGAAACUCGAGAGGAAAAUCAAUGCUUGAGUCUCCAGAAGCAAGCCCUUGAUGAGUUGGAAACGGAAUCAGGAGAGGAAGUAUUUGCUGAUUUCGAUAAGAAAACCUCGGAUCUUUUGGACCCUACCAUCAAACUGUAUGAAACGAAAGCAAAAGUAGAAAAGUUUGUUGGGAACAACGAGGAAUUUUACAAGGAGAACCAGGCAACUGGUACAAUGAUUUCGGAGAAUGAGAGACUUUUGGCCAGAAUUCGUCAGAAUUUGCCGACAAACAAAGCGAGCUCCGUUCGAUUUCCUGCUUCUGUACAAGAGGAAAAACGUCUCGAAGCUGCACUUUCUAGUAUCAAAAGUUUACUUCAUUCAUUUCCAUUUGAUGAAAAUGAACGUGCCGACUUUGAGUAUACCAUCAAAAAGAUAGAGAAGGAUGCAACUUUCGAAAAGAAAAAGAAAUGUGAAUUGAUAGUUCGUCAUUUGUUGAGCGUGAUGAACAAUUGGGAAGAGAAUCAGUCUACAGUAUCUUUCGAUAGUGAUAACUGGAAUAGUGUAUCAACGAUUGACAGUAGAGAUGAUGUUUUGGAUUUGAAUGUAUAUGAAAACGGUUUAUCCGAUUUGAAAAAUUCAAGUAUCUACGAUUCGAACUUGAAUGAUUUGGAAGGAGAACUGCGUAGUGCAAGCAUUCGAAUGGCUGUGGAAGGACCGAAUGAGACUAUCGAAUGCAGCCCAUGGAAUUCUGCUUCCAACUACUCCGGAUGGUCAUCCAAUUCCAAUUCGCUCGACAGUAUCCAACCUGAUUCUUCAAUGGAAAAUUCAACUUUAUCGUCACUUUCUUCCAACUCAAUUCCAAACCAAACAUUCGAUGAUGCUCACAGAAAUCUGAUUGCCAAUGCUUCAACUAAAACUGCCUAUUCAUCAAGUAGCCCUGUUUCUCCCCGUCCACCGAGAUCAAUCCAUGAAAAAUCAACUCUUCAGUCUGCAACUGGAACUCGUUCAGAUUCUAUUCCUUCUUUCAAUUUUUCAUCAGUUUCUCUUUCUGAUAUGGUAGAUGAAGCACUCCAUACUGCUAAAGAUGCUGCUGAAAACCAAGCCACUCAUCUGAUGACUGCUCUUCAGAAUUCGGCUCGUCAGUGCGGCGUCGUUUUUUCGGAUUUGAUGACUGCGGUUUCAACAAGUUCGGAAACGGAAAGAGGAAAAACGGCGGCCCCAUUUCUAGAAAACGGAAUGAUAAUUGGAGUGAAACGAUCGUUUCGUGUGGAAAAAAUGGUGGGAGGAGGAGGAUUUGGACAGAUCUAUAGAGCUGUUGAUUUGGAGUCGAAACUUGUUGUGGCAGUAAAAGUAGAGCCGAAAUCAUCAGAAUCUGGAAGAAUCGUUCUAGAACUCAACAUUCUUGUUCAGCUUGCACAUUCAUCACAUAUUCCGAAAGUGUAUUAUAGUGGAGAAGUCGGCAUCUACAAUUUCAUUAUUAUGCAACUUCUGGGAUCGAAUAUUGCUGACUUGAGAAAGUUUCAGAGAAGUCGAAGUUUCUCGGUUGAAACUACUUCGAGAGUAGGAAUACAAUGUCUGGAAUGUCUGAAAACAAUUCAUACGCUUGGAUAUAUUCAUAGAGAUAUAAAACCAUCGAAUAUUUGUGUUGGAAUAGGAGAACAUAAACGUGUUCUCUACAUCGUUGAUUUCGGAAUGGCUCGUCAAAUCCGUUUCUCUGAUGGAACAUUUCGUCCAGAACGUCCAUAUGCAUCAUUUCGUGGAACAACAAGAUACGUUUCAUUGACGGCACACGAAAGAAAAGAACAAGGAUUCGUUGAUGAUAUUUGGUGUCUUUUCUUCUCUUUACUCGAAUUAGUUGAAGGACUUCCGUGGAAAAAUAUUGUGGAUCAGGAUCAAGUGUGCAAUGCCAAACGGCUUAUGUUAAAUAACUUCCAGUCGAGAAAAAUGGGUCGUAACUUCGAAAUGUUUCCUCAAAUUCUGGAACGCACUAAACGGAUUGAAACACCAGAUUAUGAACGCUUGAUUGGAAUUCUGAAAUCGUGUUGUCCGAGCUUCAACGAGUUGGAAGAGUUUGAAUGGGAUGAUCACGAUGAACAGUAUCAGUAA